This is a messenger RNA of Perca flavescens (yellow perch), 1831 nucleotides long. RefSeq names its product wingless-type MMTV integration site family, member 11 (gene wnt11). Gene Ontology annotation, molecular function: frizzled binding; cytokine activity. Lineage: Eukaryota; Metazoa; Chordata; Actinopteri; Perciformes; Percidae. The record is from RefSeq and is a predicted model, not a curated record. The transcript is spliced from 6 exons. Gene Ontology annotation, cellular component: extracellular region. Bases 370 to 1443 code for a protein of 357 amino acids. Gene Ontology annotation, biological process: neuron differentiation; multicellular organism development; canonical Wnt signaling pathway.
UCUCUCUCUCUGUGUGUGUGUGUCUGUCCCACUCACACACGCUCACACACUCAACGACACCGCUGCGAUAGGCUACACACCAUGCGUACCUGUCCGGAGCUAUUCUACCACCCCAUGCUGGAUUUUACCCCCGCAUCUGGCUGAAACCGACGCAGACACCGCUCUGAAAGGAUAUUCCGGCUGCUGACUUUAUUUUUGUCCGUUUUGUUUGUUAUUUUUUGUUGUUUGACGUGGAGAGCCGAGAGUCACGGCAAAGGGGUUUAGAAGAGGAGGCCGUGCCAUGACAGUUGACUUUUGAGUCGGAGCCAGGAAGCCCAACAGCCCCAACGUAUUUGUGUCCUGUUGUGAGCCCGGAGCCUCUGUCCAACCAUGAGGAGCAGCUCUCAUGUCCUGCCUCUGGGUGUGCUCACGGCUGUGCUGCUGUCGCAGGUCUGCUCGGGCAUCAAAUGGCUGUCGAUAUCACACGCCCCUUCAUCUUUACACAUCAACCAGACCCAACACUGUAAGCUGCUGCCCGGCCUCGUGUCCUCCCAGGCUCAGCUGUGCCGCAGCAACCUGGAGCUCAUGCAAACCAUCAUCACCGCGGCCCGCGAAGUCAAGAAAACGUGUCAGAAGACCUUCUCUGACAUGCGUUGGAACUGCUCGUCCAUCGACAUCCCCCUCGAUGCUCCGAAGUAUCGGCCAGACCUCGACCGAGGAACAAGAGAGGCUGCAUUUGUGUACGCCCUGUCCGCAGCAGCCAUCAGCCACACCAUAGCACGGGCGUGCACGUCUGGAGAUUUGCGGCUAUGCUCGUGCGGUCCUAUUCCAGCGGAGAUCCCCGAGCCUGGCUACCGCUGGGGUGGCUGCGCCGACAACCUGCACUACGGUUUGCUCAUGGGCUCCAAGUUCUCUGAUGCGCCCAUGAAGAUGAAACGCUCAGGCUCCCAUGCCAACAAACUGAUGCACCUACACAACAGUGAAGUCGGAAGACAAGCGCUGAGAGACGCGCUGGUGAUGAAGUGUAAAUGUCACGGUGUGUCCGGCUCCUGCUCCAUAAGGACCUGCUGGAGAGGCCUGCAGGACCUGAGGGAGAUCGCCAUGGACCUGAAGACCAAGUACCUGUCUGCCACAAAAGUUGUACACCGGCCCAUGGGGACACGCAAGCAGCUGGUGCCCAAAGACAUCGACAUCCGGCCGGUGAGGGAGAACGAGCUGGUCUACCUGCAGAGCUCCCCAGACUUCUGUGCAAAGAACGACAAACAGGGCUCUGUUGGCACACAGGACAGGCAGUGCAACAAAACCUCCCUGGGCAGCGACAGCUGUGACCUGAUGUGCUGCGGCCGCGGCUACAACCCGUACACGGAGAAGCUGGUGGAGCGCUGCCACUGCAAGUACCACUGGUGCUGCUACGUCACCUGCAAGAAGUGUGAGCGGAUCGUGGAGAGAUACGUGUGCAAAUGAGUGUGUGUGCCGCCGCCGCCGCGCCCCGCCAGCAGUCCUCUACGUGUACCCAGCCACAGAUUAACCAAAGCACUACAAUACCAAGAAAAGGCUUACUUUUUUCAUAAGCUUUAGCAUGUGUAUCUCAACGAAGAUUCUUGUGUCAGUAUCAUUUUUUUUUUGUAUCUGAAUCUCCAAAGUGCCAAUUGGGCUUCUACGCUUUUUUUUAUUUUUUAUUUUUUUUUAAACUCGCUUCACAAACCUGGACGUGGAGAGUGUGGCGACAGUGCCAGUUUACGUGAAGACGGCCGUCCUCCUGGGUAUCUCCUUUUGUCUUGUUAAUGAUUAUAAAUCCCCCUAACAGGGAUGUUGAAAGUCUAUUUUAUUAUAUCUCUAAUUAAAAAAAAAA